GCGGGAGCAAAAAGGGAGGCGCGCACGUCGGUACUCGUCACACGCGCACAGAUAUGUGGUGAAUGCGCGUCGCACCUGACUGACUUGCCUCCGUUGCGUCGGUGUUGUACCGAUACAAGCUCGUUCGUUCGGUACAAAGAGCUUAUCGGUGUAUAGCUGACAGGCCCCGACACUGUGUAUUGUUUUGAACUGCAGUGCGUGCAUUCCUGUGAACCCUCUGUUGUCGUGAGGCGAGGAACUCAACGGCCGGCGAUACUUUUGGGUGAUUGAAAAGGAGUGAGGUGGCUGUGUGCGUUGAGUAAGGAAACGGCGACCGCCAAUAAUGGAACAGGACGAGCUCGAAGAACUCAAGAGCGAAUUACAACUACUAAACAUCAAGAUAAAGGAAGGGCAACAGAUGGCCGCUGACAAGACCUUUCAGGAAGUGCUCAAGGAUAUCGAGAAAGAGGCCAAGUUCCGGGUCAAGCAGCGCCGCAUCCUCAAGGGACACAUCUCUAAAGUGACCUCAGCGCACUUCUGUGGAGACAGCAAGAAGGCGGUGUCAGGAUCACUGGACGGCAAACUCAUCAUCUGGGACGUCUUUUCGGGAAACAAGAUGCGUGUGAUUCCGUUGCGCUCCAGCUGGGUGAUGGCGUGCGCGUUCGACGAGCAGGGCAAUUACGUGGCCGUCGGAGGCAUGGACAACAUGUGCACCGUCUACGACCUGCGCGGCACAAACGCCAAGGUGCGACGCGAGCUGGCCGGCAUGGACGGAUACCUGUCCAGCGUGCGUUUCCUCGGAGACUCGCAAGUCAUCACCGGCUCCGGAGACACGCACGUUGUCCUGUGGGACUUGGAAAGGGGACAGAAAGUCGUGACGUUCGAGGCUCACGAGGGUGACGUCAUAAGUCUGUCGUUGAACCCCGACAAGACGACAUUCGUUACCGGAUCUGUGGACAACACAGCACGGCGACGAUCUCGCCUUGUUCGAUGCAGCUCUGGGACAUCCGCGAGAAGGAAUGCCGCCAGACGUUCCGGGAGCACGAAGCUGACGUCAGCUCGGUCUGUUUCCACACUGGGGGCAACGUGUUCGCGACGGCCUCGGAGGACAAGUCGUGCAGGCUGUUCGACGUGCGCAGCGACCAGCAAUUGUGCCGCUACCAGAACCCACGCGAGUCGUCCGCCUUCACGAGCUGUGGCUUGUCGCUCUCCGGAAGGCUUCUCUUCGCCGGCGCCGACGACCACGACGUCCACGUCUGGGACACGUUGUCCACGCGUAGAGUCGGUGCCCUGACUGGCCACGAGAACAAGGUGACGUCCCUCUCCAUCAGUCCCGACGGUGUGGUGGUAGUGACUGGUUCCUGGGACUCGAGCGUCCGUGUGUGGGGCUGAACGACAGCGUCACUCAAACACACCUAUCCACACAACUUCACGAUGCAGACAGCGCAGCGCACGCGUACGUUCGUACAGCAUUGUACUCGGGAUGUUUCCAUACGGUUUUGAAAAGUUGCCUUAGGAAGCUCGCUGGCGCCCACGAUUCGCAGGCCCUGGAUUCCCAGCUCAUUUUACGCGGCUUCAAGGUGUAACAGCACGUUCCAAGAAAUUAUUUCGAUUCAUAAGCAAUUAACUUGCUUAGAGAUGGAAUUCAGAGCAUUGCCCAGUCUAUUUACAGUCCAGACCUGGCUGCUUGAAGACAAGAAUGCUCAGUAGCCUGGCAAGAGAAAGGGUUCGGAGUUGGCAACCAACCUUUGGAGUGUGUACCCAGGUCAAUUACUAACAGGGGAGCCUGCUCGUGAUAAGUAAAUUCACUAAGUAAUGUUAGGCUGGAGUACAUACGACAGACAUUCCCAAAUCAUGAUCGUAAAUCCACUGUUGUCACCAAGGCAAAAGGUGUGUACAUGGCAUAUUGCCACUUAACACAUGGUGCUGAAACUUGAACAAAGGAACUUUUUGGGAAAUUUCCAGCGCGCACACAACAGACAAGGACAUGAGGAAAGACAACCUCACACCCUUGUGUCGUCUGCAUGCUGAAAAUUUCCCAAAAUGUAUUCAUACCAACUCGCCCAGCUUUCUAUACUUUUAAAACAAACUUGAGAACGACACAACUAGCAGAGAAACAGGAAACGACAGGCGUAAAGUUAGAUCGGAAGACUGCACAAUGUGUAGGUCCCAGUGACUAGAAUGGAUUACAGAACAAAUGGGGGUAGCCGAUGUUCUUGUCGACAUUAAUCGAAAUAAAUGGACCUGGACUGGCCAUGUAAUGCGUGGGAGAGACGAGUGGUCAGUUAGAGCAACGGAAUGGAUACCAGGGAAUGAGAAAUGCAGCCGAAGACAGCAGAGCGUUAGAUGGAGUGAUGAAAUGGAGAAGUUUGCAGGCAUAAAAUGGGGUCACCUCACGCAAGUUGUUUAUUGGGGAUCGUUGGGAGAGGCCUUUUUCCUGCAGUGGACAAAAAAUAGGCCGAGGAUGAUGAUGAAUCAUGAUCUGGCAUUGUCUAUGUCAUGCAAGUUAACUUCAAAGCAGACAUUUCCAGCCUGACGUCGACGUCUUCACCCAAGCUCAUGAUCUCUGCAUGCCUAUGAAUGCUACUUCAAUAAGACGACUGAAAUCCAAUCUUGGUACUGUGAGCCUUCCAGUGGACUUUGUUCAUUUGAGUCUGUUUUCCUGAAUACCGUACAUUUUCUUGUCCACCUACUCCAUAUCAUGAGUGCACUGUGGUCAUCGUGCAGUGAAAUAAGAUGCAGUGACAGGAGACAAUGUUUCAUUUUGUUGCAGUACAGUGCAGCUAAAAAAAAAAACGACGUGGAAACACUUCACUGUCAUCCCUAAUGAGUACCACGCAGCUGCAAAACCAUAAGUGAAACGUCAACACGUUUUAGAUGCUAGCGUUCAUGGAGGACUGCGGCAAGUGAGACAUGCGACUGGCAGGAUGGUGUUUUGUACGUAAAGACAAACAGCUUUAUUGGACAAGUUAAAUAACAUACACAAGGAAACUGGUUUCACAAACAAGACUGAAAGCUACAUACUGAAAUAAGACACACAGGCUGACCAGGUGUCCCAAUAAAACACCCGGGAACGUCUUUCCAGCCAAUUCCCCACAAUUGUUUUUAUGCCCCUCCCUUUUGCGUCCACGUGUAUGUGAUGGUUUGUCAAACGACGGCUUGUAAGGGCCGUUUCAAACCCUCGUCCUAUUUGUGUGUAGCUGGUGAAAAAAAUUUUUUUUUU
Rhipicephalus sanguineus (brown dog tick) is the source of this 3202-nucleotide messenger RNA. RefSeq names its product guanine nucleotide-binding protein subunit beta-2. The record is from RefSeq and is a predicted model, not a curated record. The coding region runs from base 323 to 1273 and encodes 316 amino acids. Gene Ontology annotation, cellular component: heterotrimeric G-protein complex; cytoplasm. The transcript has 9 exons. Gene Ontology annotation, molecular function: signaling receptor complex adaptor activity; protein binding. Lineage: Eukaryota; Metazoa; Arthropoda; Arachnida; Ixodida; Ixodidae. Gene Ontology annotation, biological process: G protein-coupled receptor signaling pathway.